This is a messenger RNA of Dichotomopilus funicola, 456 nucleotides long. RefSeq lists its product as uncharacterized. Lineage: Eukaryota; Fungi; Ascomycota; Sordariomycetes; Sordariales; Chaetomiaceae. The transcript has a single exon. The coding region runs from base 1 to 456 and encodes 151 amino acids. The record is from RefSeq and is a predicted model, not a curated record.
AUGACCGACCCCCUCUCUGUAGCUGGCUUAGUUGCUGGCUUGCUGUCAUUAGGUCUCCAAGUCAGCGGCGGCAUCACACAAUACAUCGACGCCUUGGAAUGUCGCGAAGCCGAGAUUGCGUCAGCGAAGCGGCAGAAUGACACUCUACAGACCCUACUACAGGUCGUCAACUCCUCCCUGAUACCGCUUCAGCGCGAGCAACCUACUGUAACACUAACUGUUCAACACUGUGUCGACGUCUGUAACGAUGAACUCAAGAAGCUUGGCGAACUAGUCGUCAAGCUUGCUCCUCAACCACCUUCGCCGAGUGGGGUUGAUAGCCAAAGGAGCAAAUGGAAAGCCCAUGGCGACAAGCUUCGCUACCCUUUCAGUCGUCCAAAACUCCAACAACUCGAAGACAGACUGCGUAAUGCUAAUGCAUCUCUCCAAUUAGCGUUACAAACAUUGGAGCUGUGA